UAAGUCAACCAAGUGAGAUGCUCCCUGGCUCCAAAAUGAGCCCAAGGGCACUCCCGUUAUAAAAGUCUGAUGUGCGCUUCUCAACUUCAGAGUUUAGUAGCCAGUCAAUAGUCACUUUAACAGCAACUCAUGACCGCACACCGGUUCCUCAGAGAGCUACGCAUCCUCGAUCAACCUGUCUUACACGGCUCUAUGAACUAUUUCAUAGCCUUCCACCAUUUUCUCAAGCACACACGAGAUACUUGAACUCGAACUUGAGCUUGUGCUCACUUGACAAGCGACAAUGGCAAACUCUUCAACAAAGGCCACACAAGGAUCUGUUCAAUCCGAGAACCGAACAAACAAGAUCAAUGGUCAAGCCACAGCCGAAGAUAAGCAAAUCAUGAUGAUGAGAUUCGUGAACGACCUGUACGUGCCUGUUUCCGCACGUCUUCAGGACCCACUGUAUGUGCCCGGAAGCCACAUGCAGGACAGUGCGAGUUUGGGCCGUUUCACGAACCCCCCGCGGCCCCACUCCUCCACCGGCAUUGAGGGAAUCGGGGCCCAGUUUAUCGACUCUGGCCUCGGUACGAGUCGCUAG
Messenger RNA from Fusarium odoratissimum NRRL 54006, 580 nucleotides. RefSeq lists its product as uncharacterized. The transcript has 3 exons. The record is from RefSeq and is a predicted model, not a curated record. Lineage: Eukaryota; Fungi; Ascomycota; Sordariomycetes; Hypocreales; Nectriaceae. The coding region runs from base 284 to 580 and encodes 98 amino acids.